This is a messenger RNA of Lactuca virosa, 1159 nucleotides long. The record is from the annotation of a GenBank genome assembly. NCBI's taxonomy places the organism in Eukaryota, Viridiplantae, Streptophyta, Magnoliopsida, Asterales, Asteraceae.
AUGGCAUCCUGGAAAUCCUGUCAAUCUCUGUUCAAUUUCGACAAAACUCCCUUCCUAGGGUUCAGAUUGAGGGUUUUGCGGUGUCUUCAUCAUCUCCUUAUUCGCUUCGAACCGGUUGUCUUGUUGAUGGCAGCGCCGAGGAUUCUGGUGGCGGAGUCCGAAAGGUUGAUGAGGGAUGUAGAGAUGGGGGAAGAUUCCCCUACUAGUAAGAAGCAUGUAGGUUCUAAAUUGGAAAGGACGUUCCCUCUGACUAGAUGGGAAUUCUCGAUGGCUUUGGGCGUUUUCUUGGUUUUUUCGAUCGGUUUGUUCUUCAUUUAUCAGACAAUGCCAGCUGCUGAUGGUAAACUUAAGCUGCCUAGAUCCAUAUCGGAUCUGCGAAUCUUGAAAGAUCACCUUGGGGCAUAUGCAAGCAUUAAUCCAACAAAGUUCAUCGUAGGUUACUGCUCCACUUACAUAUUCAUGCAGACAUUUAUGAUUCCAGGGACAAUUUUCAUGUCAUUGCUUGCUGGAGCCCUUUUUGGUGUUAUUAAAGGCAUCUUCUUGGUUGUGUUUAAUUCCACUGCUGGUGCUUCAUCCUGCUUUUUCCUGUCAAAGCUAAUUGGAAGGCCCAUAGUUUACUGGCUCUGGCCAGGAAAGUUAAAAUUGUUUCAGACAGAGGUAGCAAAGCGAAGAGACAAAUUGCUGAAUUACAUGCUGUUUUUGAGGAUAACUCCAACUUUGCCAAAUCUUUUUAUUAAUUUGGCAUCACCAAUUGUUGAUGUACCAUAUCAUGUAUUCUUUUUGGCUACAGUUGUUGGCCUUGUCCCAGCUGCCUAUGUUACUGUCAGAGCUGGGCUAGCACUUGGUGAUCUGCAUUCGGUUAAAGAUCUGUAUGAUUUCAAGACAUUAUCAGUGCUUUUCUUGAUUGGCUUCAUCUCCAUACUUCCAACUAUCUUGAAGAAGAAACGGAUAUAUGAGUAAUCUCUGUCUUCUAGACAUGUCUGUAAUAUAACUAUUACACACUUACAAAUGUUAUACAAAUUUAGAGUGGCAAAUGGAAGAGAAGAGAAGAAGGCUAUAAUUUAUUCCGUAAAGCAUAACAAUUGUUAAAUCUUUUUGGUGUUCCUAUUGAAAAAAAAAAACUGGCAAAUAGAGUUGAAAGGUUCUUUAUAGAUUCUGA